Impatiens glandulifera is the source of this 1191-nucleotide messenger RNA. Its product is annotated as fibrillin-5, chloroplastic. Bases 141 to 1019 code for a protein of 292 amino acids. Lineage: Eukaryota; Viridiplantae; Streptophyta; Magnoliopsida; Ericales; Balsaminaceae. The record is from RefSeq and is a predicted model, not a curated record. The transcript is spliced from 8 exons.
AUUUGUGCGGUCCUCACUUCCUUCCUUCCGACGGGGCUUCGGUCUUCUCCGAUGCCAAGCCAGAUGAAGCUGGGGAUUCUUCUUCCCGAGUCUUCGUUUUGAGACAGCCAGCUUACUCUCAUUGGAAACAGGAAUAACCGAUGCCCAAUACUUCUCCUUUAGUAGACAAGCUUCAAUUUGCCUUUUCACCAAAUCUGUCUCCUCUCACAAUGAUUGUACUCCAAAUGACACCAAUCCCAGCUCUGCACAUGGCAUCACCAAUUCCUUCUCUUAUCAAAAUGACCAGAGCUCACUGUCAGAGGUCAUCUUGGAGCAAGAAGAAGAAGAGCAGCAUUGCAUCCGGCUAUAAUAAGCCCAUUAGGGCUGCAGCAGCAGGAGCAGAAGAGAGCUCUUCAGGCUUAUUAAGAACUGAUCAAGAAAACGAAAAUGGAGAACAUGAUGAGGAUUCAAGAACUCCUACCCAGAUCAAAGCUGACCUCUAUGAAGCAGUUCAAGGCAUUAACAGGGGUAUUUUUGGAAUCCCAUCAACAAAGAAAUCUGAGAUUGAGAGUCUGGUCAAGCUGUUGGAAUCCAUGAAUCCAACUCCUGAGCCAGCCUUUACUCUCGAAAAGGUGAGUGGAUGCUGGAAGCUUGUUUAUAGCACAAUAACAAUUCUUGGCUCCAGAAGAACAAAGCUUGGAUUGAGGGAUUUCAUCAGCUUGGGUGAUUUUUUUCAGACCAUUGAUGUUUCUAAGGGAAAAGCAGUUAAUAUAGUAAUGUUCAAUGUGAGGGCAUUGAAUUUUCUAAAUGGACAGCUAAAGAUUGAGUCGUCCUUCAAGACUGCAUCCAAAUCUAGAGUUGAUAUCGAGUAUGUUGAUUCUUCCAUAACUCCAGAGCAGUUAAUGAAUGUGUUUAAGAAGAAUUAUGAUAUCUUGCUGAGCAUAUUCAAUCCAGAGGGGUGGCUGGAGAUCACAUACGUUGACGAUACAUUGAGGAUAGGAAGGGAUGAUAAAGGCAAUAUCUUCAUUUUGGAGAGAUGACAUUAUGAGAAUACAAAGUUUUCUUCUUGGCUCCAGAUGGAAUGAAAUGAACAGUCAUAAUAGAGGUACAUUGUUUGGUUGUAAUUGUAAAAAUCUUUAUCUUUCAUUUACCCAUUUCUCCUGUAAUUGUUGACCAUUUAAUUAAGUCGAUUACACAUACAUUAGUUUUGGA